This is a messenger RNA of Malaya genurostris, 10187 nucleotides long. RefSeq names its product cholinephosphotransferase 1 (gene bbc). The transcript is spliced from 7 exons. Lineage: Eukaryota; Metazoa; Arthropoda; Insecta; Diptera; Culicidae. The record is from RefSeq and is a predicted model, not a curated record. Gene Ontology annotation, molecular function: ethanolaminephosphotransferase activity; diacylglycerol cholinephosphotransferase activity. Gene Ontology annotation, cellular component: Golgi apparatus; endoplasmic reticulum membrane. The coding region runs from base 414 to 1841 and encodes 475 amino acids. Gene Ontology annotation, biological process: phosphatidylethanolamine biosynthetic process.
CUGUCAAAUCGGUUUCAUGAUUGCGCGAUCCUCCAACCGAGCGAGUUUGUUGUAGAGGAAAAGAAAAUUUGAACGUGGAAAACGCUUUACUUGCUCUUCAUUUGUCGCCAGUGUUUUGUGUAUAAAUUUACGAACUCGAAAAAGGUUGUUAUAAUCUGUUUACGGGACAGGUUCCCUAGUUCUAACUAGUACUUCAUUGAGAGUGUUUUCUCAUUCCGAAAACGUGAUUUUGUCUGAAGUGAAACUCUAGUGUCUGUGAGACGUUGAGCACAGAAAGUGGCUGAAUCGGCUCACCCGAAGCUAGUUUGUGGUGAGGCAUUGCAUGCUAUUAGAUGUAUUAGGCAAGUAAUUAGUAACCAGGAAGUUCAUUGUUCGAAACCGGAAGUAGAAACGCGUCAAAAGCUUAGAGUGAAAUGCAUUUCUACAAAAACAAAUUGCUGCAAGCGGGGCAGCUGAAGAAGCUCGGCGAUCACAAGUAUUCCUGCACCAAUGUGAGCAUGUUGGACCCAUUCCUUCAGCCGUGGUGGUGCUGGCUGGUCGGGAAAGUUCCACUCUGGUUGGCCCCAAACCUAAUCACAACAGUCGGACUGAUUGUUAAUAUCAUUACCACACUUAUUCUCAUCUACUUCAGUCCAAAUGCCCGCGAGGAACCUCCACGAUGGGCCUGCGCUCUUUGUGCACUCGGUCUGUUCUUCUAUCAGAGCCUGGAUGCUAUCGAUGGGAAGCAGGCCCGACGGACCAACUCGUCAACGCCGCUGGGUGAACUGUUUGAUCAUGGGUGCGACUCGAUAUCGACCGUGUUUGUGGCUCUUUCUGCGUGCAUAUCCGUCCAGCUCGGUUACUAUCCCCGGUGGAUGUUCUUUCAGUGCUUCUGUGCGAUGACAUUAUUUUAUUGUGCCCACUGGCAGACAUACGUUUCUGGUACGCUCCGAUUUGGAAAGAUAGACGUGACCGAGGCGCAGUGUACUAUCAUCGGGAUUCAUCUAAUAUCGGCAGUUUUUGGGCCGUCAAUCUGGAUGACGAAAAUUCCUUUGAUUGGCGGCUCGUGGAACUAUACGGUGUGCACGAUCUUCACACUCGGUUAUCUGCAAGUAUUCGUCACCUUUUGUCGGACGUUUCGUGACGGUGGCAUCGGUAAAAAUGGCUCGACAGUUGCUCUUCCGAUUAUGGGUGGAGUCGACAUUAGGAUUGUGCCUCUUUACUUUGCCGUGUUUGUGUAUGGGCUGUUAGCCUACGAAAACGCAUCCGUGAUCUUCACGGGUGGUGUCGGAAAAAAUGGAUCAACAGUAGCCGGAACCAGCGUGCUAUCGCCCAUCAUACCGUUCCUGUUUGUGGUCGUGCCAGCGUACGUGAUUUCGCAGAAGUCUAUCGAUCACAUCUACGAAAACCACCCGUCUCUGUACAUCAUGGCAUUCGGAAUGAUCACGGCCAAGGUGACCAACCGGUUAGUGGUCGCUCACAUGACCAAGAGUGAGAUGGAGUACCUGGACUGGGGUUUGAUUGGACCACUGUGUCUCUUUCUGAACCAGUACUUUAACAGUUUUCUACAAGAAUACUACCUACUGUGGUUCGCGAUGCUGUGGUGUUCCAUCGAUCUGGUACGGUACUGUGGACAGGUGUGCCUGGAAAUUUGCAACUACUUGAAGAUCGAUCUGUUUAGGAUCCCGUACCCGCCGAGACCGCUAAUGACGUCACAAGGUACGAAUCCACCACACCAUCAACAUCACCACGAAGGUAAAAACGGUACACAUAAUACCCACCAACAGCAGCCACAGUCCCAGGCGGCAAAUAGAAAGCAUCAGACGCGCGCUAGCAGUAGGAAGCAUAACUCCCAUCAGUAACCAGGGUAGACCCGGUCUGUUUAAAUUUAGUUUUCAUUUGCAUACAGCAUCGUAUCUUUAGCAGCUCACACCGUGCGAACGCGUCGUCCGUUGACGGAGUUUUGGCGUUGGUCAAAAUGCGAUUGUGUAAUGUGAGGUGAACCGAAAAACAUUUUUUGUAGAUGGGGCAUCAUCUUUGUAUAGAGCAAGUAGGAAGUCAGUCAUACUAGUAGUCUAUAACGAAAACCGAACAUUAGGAAAGUAUUUCCUAAGACUUUUGAUGAAAACGAAAUACGUAUUUUCAUCAGGUCAGUUAUUUUUUCGACGAGUUUUAUGCAGCCGUCAACGGUAUUCAGAGAUUAGCAGUCAGAUGAACAAGAUGGUAAUACUGUAGAGUGUGAUCUUCACGGUGCUGAAAAUUUAAAGAGUUUAAGGGGCUUUCCGGGUGAUGUAGUAUAAGAUUUUGGUUUGGUCGUCGUUGCUUUCAAUUGCACACCAUGACAAAUGUUCGAAAAAAUCCGCUUUGGGGUUUAUGUGCGAAACAUUCAUCAAUGAACUUUCUUGAAUGAAUUGAUGGAUAAAGUGAAAAGAUUUGGAUUGUGUUCCAUUCAUUCAGAAUAAUCAAAAUGAAGGAUUCCCUUAGUUUUGUUUUUAUUAUUUUAAACUCACGAAUUCAUGCCGAUUGUGGAGGUAUGCCAAACGACCAAAAUAAAACAAACUAUACUGGAUCACUUUGGAGAAGAAUCGCUAAACCAUCGUGUUGACAAGUGACGAUCAAACUCAAUAAAACAAAAGUUUCCGUGCUAGCCAGUAUACUUUAGCAACAGUUCGAUUGUUCGGGCGUAAUCAGUGUCGAUAUAGGAAAUACUAGAAUAGCUAAGUAACAGAACAGAAUGUGUUGUGUGAUUCGAUGGAAUUGUUUCAGGCAUUCAAAUUUGUAAACUCUUCGUCUGUAGCCAAAGUCUAUGCCAUUCGGAGUAAGGAGUAAUUUUUAGUAAUUUGUCUAUGUUAAAAUCAAAACGAUUCUUUCAGUCUGGAGAGCGGCGUGUUUGGGUGUGGUUAGCGGGAACAGCAGAACAAUUAUUCCUGCUUUGUUUAAUACGUUGGUAUCGUUUCUAGUAGUGCGGACUGUCACUAAGGACUAACCCAAAGGUUGACUAAAACUAAAUGGUACGCACAAAAAUACCUUCAAUUCAUGAUUCAAUAAGUUUAAGAAGUCUAUUAACGGUUGCUUCACAGUAAAUUUAUAAAAACUUAAAGUUACAUCAUUAGAUGUCCAAACGAAAAUCUCGAACCAAGUAGAAACGAACACGGAAUCAGCAUAUCACUUCUAUUUUACCCACAUUUACUGGAUGUCCCUGACUGCCCUACCGUUUCGCCGGGGUAACUGCUUUGAAAUUGCGUAGUAUUUUUCGAUUGAUCGCAAUUCUGAGCAAAUCAGAAUAAUUCAUUAGCAUAGGGACGGAAUCGACCUUGUUAACAGUAUUUCAGUACCACCUUGGAAUAGUGGCAGCAGAUUAAAUCGAGCAAAAACGAUGACUUUGCAGCUUACUGGUGCAUCGCGAUGUAAAACUUUUGACUGGGAAGCAACAUAAAAUCGAGUUUCACGUAUGUUCCGUCAUCGAUCUUUGAUCCUUGUGUUAAAACACGGUCGUACAAAAGCUUUACACGCUGAUUUGGUCACGGAAUUAGGUGAAUAGCUUAUACCUGGCCAAAAUGUUUUGCAUUAUUUGAAAGUCAGGCCAUAUUUCGAAUCGGAAAGCCGGAGUUGUACCAGUUGUGCUCUUUAUAAAAAUGUAUGCGAACCAUAGUCAAAGUUUUUCGAUUCCAACACUACACAGUCCUCUAUCCAGCCAUGAAUAUGAUUCGUAAUUCAGUAUGGUUUCCAAAUGGAGUCUGAAUUAGAUGCUCGGAUCCGUAGUUGCAUAUGAUUUGGAAAAUUGAGAAUUCAUACUGAAUUCCAUUGAGAAUUCAUACUGAAUUCUGAAACAAAUUUCAGUCAAAUUCUAGGCUGUGUAGUAGCGUGCCAGCGGUGCGCGAGAAGCGUACUAAUUUACCUUAGUCGGCCUUAUGUGCCGAAAUGAAAAGGCUUAGUGUUAAAAUAAAUAUGUUCAAUCAACUCAAAUGUGCUGGGAAAUGAGAAGUGCGAUUCCAAACCAAACAAUGAGAAAUUUCAGAUACAUUUUUUACUCAUAGUAAUGGAUUAAAUUUAAAGGCCCAAUUUCACGCUUUUAAUUGAUAACUCAUUAAAAACGUAAUUUUCGAGGUACAGUAUCUUCAGCAAAGUUGCUCAGAAUGAUAGACGCCAUCUUUUGAAAAAUUUUAUUUGAGUGAGAUAAAAAUAUCAUUUUUGCUCAGGGCCAACAUAGGGGCUAAGUAACUUCGUUGUUCAGAAAGUCAUUUCAAACAAAUUUGCAAAGGUACUAUUCCCGUAACUUGAGUGUAAUUCAUGAUCUAAUGUAUUUUCUGAAAAGGGUGUCCUAAAAUCAGUUUUUGUGAGAAAACAUAUAUAUUUUAAAUUUAUAUGAGUUUUUCAUAUCGUACAAAGUUUUUCAUCAUUAAAAACUGCACAAUUUUCUCAAACAUACUAUGUUGCUAUCAUUUCAGUUUAAUGAAAUAGAGCCAUUUACAUGUUUUUUUUACAAAAUUUCAACUAGUUUAUCAUCAAAAGGCACAGAAUGGUGCAGAUUUAUUAUAAUUAUGAAAUUUAUCUGACAAUAAAAUGGUCUUAAUGAAUAUGUAUCAGUCAAGUCAUAAAAUUGUAGAACGUAGUACUUCCUGCGAAAAUUUGUGAGUUGGUUCACCAAAAUCGAAAAGAUGUUCAACAGUUCCAAACGUCCUCAAACAAGAUGUUAUCGGUUCGUAAUACUUGAACGUCGUUCGAUGAAAUCUCGGCUGCAGUAAACUGGUGGAGCGCUGCGAUCGUUGUGAAGCACGGAAAUCAAGUAGAGACAGAAUCUUCGAAGAGUCGAUAUCACCGUUAAUCAGUUUUGCCACGAAAACAGCUUGCUGAAUUUUUCUGCGUCGUUCCAAUGAGUCCGCGAUCGGGAUACGGUGGGAGCUCAAGCGGAUUCCUCCAAGGAAGGUUUCUUAGAGCAAGACGAACAAAUCUUUUCUGUACGCGUUCCAAACCAGCUGAUACGGAUUCCAAAUUAGGCUAGCAUUUUCCUGUAUAGGACGAACCAAGGAGCAAUAUAACGCUUUCAAGCAAUGCGGAUCAUUGAAGUCCCGCCCGAUCUUCGCAAUAAAACCCAAUUGCCGUGUUGCCUUUGAAAUUGUAGAUGAACGAUGUAGAUUGAAAGUAAGCUUAGCAUCUAACAGAACACCAAGAUCAUUAACAUGAUCAACUCUCUGGAGCCUUUGUCCAUCAGUUUCAUAGUCGAAUCGAAUUGAAUUCAGUAUUCGGUGGAACGUUAUGACCUGGCAUUUCGCAAUGCUGACAAUAAGCCAGUUUGUAUGACACCAGGCGACGAAUGUAUCAAGAAGAUUUUCAAGCCGGAUCCAGUCAUCGAUAGAACGAACUUCAAGAUACAAUUUCAAAUCAUCGGCAUAUACUAAUCUGCAGCGAAACAGCAUCAUUGAAGAACAGCAAAAACAAAAGUGGACCCAUAUUACUGCCUUGAGGUACUCCAGAUAGAUUUGAAAACAUAGAUGAUACACAGGAGCCUAGCUUUAUUCGCAAAACUCUACCACAUAAGUAAGAGCAAAGCCAUUUAAUAAACUUUUGUGUUGCACCCAGCCGCGAAAUCUUGCAUAAAAGUAUUCGGUGGUCAAUUCGGUUGAAAGCUGCUUUCAGGUCAGUGUAUACUGCAUCAACUUGUACUAUCUUGUUCAAACUCGGAAUACAAGUGGAAGUGAAAUCUAAGAGAUUCGUGCUGACCGAACGACCUGACAUAAAUCAAUGCUGAUCAGAGGAGAUGAAAUUUUUUUUACGAAAAGUACCUCGGUGCUCACAAUUAUUUCAAAUAUCUUAGAUGCAGCAGAUAAAUUCGUUAUGCUUCUGUAAUUCCUUACGUCAAUACGAUCGCCGCUCUUGUAUACAGGAAACAUAAAAGACUGCUUCCAAGUCACCGGAAAAAUUCCUUGCUCAAAUGAUUUAAAUAUAGUGCACAAAGGAUCAGCUAAAACAGAAGCACAAUGACUAUACACCACAGAAGGAAUACCAUCUGGUCCGGGCGAAAACGAUCGUUUUAACUUUUUCAACAACAUAACAAUCAUAACGGGAAUAACCAAAAAUGUGUCAAUGUGCGCUAUAUUCUCAGGAACAUCCACCGCGGCGGUCUCCGCUUCGAUACCGGAGGCAGUAUUUUCAGCAAACACAAGCAAAGAAUUUUGCAAACAGAUCACAUGAGUCCAAUGUUGACAUGGAUUUAACACCAUCAAGACAAACUUUGAAGGAAUCGAUGAGAACUUGCGUUUCGAGUUUACAAAAGUCCAGAAAUAUUUAGGAUUCCGACGAAGAUCAGACUACUUACAUAAUAAACAACCUCCAAAGAGUUUUCAUACUGUGGUUGAAUUACUCGUCUGUGAUCGUCGGCAGGCGAGAUAUGUUCUUUUAAAAUAUCCUUGCCCUUAACAUUUGCAAUGAUAAGGUUCAUUGUAUGUCAGAUCAAAUUUCAGUAUAUAUUCGUUACCAUGGCAUCAAUCAUUCUAAGCAACUUUGCUGAAGAUACUGUACCUCAAAAACCACGUUUUAUAUGAGUUAUCAAUUAAGAGCGUGAAAUUGGUCUUUUGAACCACUGUGCAUUGGUGUUCAGUAUUAGGAUAUUAGGUGUGAGCGUUUUUCCCCCCCAAAUUUGAGGCUUUAUUAUCAAAAAAGAUUUUUUUUUUUUCCAUAAAUACGUUUAUUUCUUAAGGCAGUUUACAUAAGUUUUUCUUCGCCGUAGCAUCACUUUUACAUAAUAUUCUUAUCCUAAUUUAAUUCUAACAAAGUCACAACGUUUUGAAUUUAUUAAAACAUAUUCUCUUAUAGCUUAAAUAUCAUCUUAAGUAACUCGUCAUUAAUUAUGAAAUCUACUCGGAAAUAUUAUUUGAACCAAACGAUUAACUUCUAUAAAUUAUAAAAUAAGCUGUUAUUUUCAGACAUUUUGUUGAUAAUUUCAUAAACUGUUUCGAGUUUGUUUGUAUCAUUACAUAAUUUUUAUUCUAAUUUAGCUAUUGGUUGAACUCAUGGACGCAGCUGGGAUCAGAACUAAGUCUUAAAAGGGGCCUUUAUUAAAUUGAAACUCCAAUUUUCUUUAUGAAAUGAUAAAUAAGUUUCAUGUAUGAAAGGUCACGACAAGCAAGAAUGUCUCGAACUGGGAUAUUGGAUAGUUUACCUUGGGUACGCAAAGAAUUUAUUAGUUGAGAUCUGACAUCACGAUACUCCACGCAUGUGCAAACGACAUGAUCAAUAUCCCGAUAACCUUCUCCGCAAGCACAAUGAUUAGUCUCGGAGAGCCCAAUUCGAAGGAGAUGUGCAUCUAACGUGUAGUGAUUGGACAUGAGUCUGGACAUCACACGAAUGAAAUCCCUACUCACAUCCAGUCCCCUGAACCAUGCCUUUGUCGAUAUUUUCGGAAUAAUUGAGUGCAUCCACCGACCCAGAUCAUCUCUAUCCCAAGAUGCUUGCCAGCUGGCAAGUGUUCGUUGGCGAGACGAACUAUAGAAUUCGUUGAAAGCAAAAAAAAAAAAAAAAGAUUAUAUGGUUGAUAUACAAAAUACUGGUCGUUGCUGGUUUCUUGUCCAGUUUUCAGGUAACAUCCGGAUUCCGUGAUAUAAAAGUUUCUCAUCUUUCGAGUCGAUUCAAAUAACAAUUGUAAUAUUUGUCUAUUUCAUAAACUUCGCAGUCCUCGUUAGAUUUCCUUGUAUUAGUCCCAUUUUUAUUACGGUGUUCGAUCCAAACGCAUCAAUUGCAAUCGGUAAGCAUCCUCUCUGAUGAUUUCAACUGGCUAAAGCAGCUCAUAGUAUAUCACACCUAGCUUGAUAAACCUAAUGCAGAUGAUGACUUUGGCAGCGUCGUGAAUGUUCUGUGAUGAGACAUUGUAAAAUAAACGCAAAUCUUCCCAAAAACGACGAGAGCCCGAUUCAAAAGCCGACGUUUUCCAGCUAGAAUGAGUUUAUGAUGCAAACUACAGCCUCUCAUUAUAACCGAGCAGGUUUCUAAGGGAGCCAAACGAACUGACAAAUUUUAAAAUGAAAAAGUAGAGUUAUGUAUUGGGGCCAAAUACCAAACUUUAUAACAAAUUCUUGAGUGGAGAGGAAGUUUUUGUAGCGGUUUAUAAUAUGCAAUGCUUUGUAGAUGAAAUUAGCAACCGAUCGGUUCUUUCGUCUUACUUCCGUUAAUUACUAGCAAACGAUUCGCCCUUCUGCUUCGACUGUUACAAUGCAUUCAAGUGCUGAAGAAAAAGUUUCAUAUUAUACGUAAUCCGAAAAAAAGAUUACAUGAGCAGUCUUGGGAAAAUCUUUUCAGUUAGUUAUCUUUGAACAUAUUUACUGAAUAAAUUCGUAACUGAACCGGAACAGAGAAAAAUAACUGCGAUAUUUUCGAUGCACGUAAGGUGGUCAAUAUGAACAAUAAUAUUUUUUCUACAUUCCAAACAGUGAUUUUUGCGACGAAAGGCUGCUUUAAUUCCAGCUGGCUAUUUAGAUUAAACCCAAUAAAACGCUAUUCAACAUGAAAUUAACUUAUAGAAGCAACAGGAGCGCAGCAUUGUCAGCAAGUUACGAACACACAGUAGUGUUUGAAUGGCGCGUUUGAAUUGGCAUAGCGGUAGUCUGCGCUCCUGUUACUUCAGCGUACGUUAUUCAAGCUAAAUUGGCUAAUAUUUUUUAAUCAGCUGCAUAACAUGAUUUGUGAUUGUUGUUUUUAUUAUCAUUUUAACAAUUAUUAAGGUAGUGUCGAAUAAAUUUUAAAUACAUCACCACUAUUGAUUCAUUUAUCAACCACCUUACGCGCACUGAACAUUUUCAGAAAGCUCUAAUUUUUGUUCAUUGCGAAUAUAUUCAUCACGUUUUCUGCAAAGGGUUUACAAUGGCUAUGAAAAUUCAGUUCACAAAAAUCUUCUGUUCGAGAAACAUUUUAGAUAUAUUAAAUUUUCCUAAAUAACAUCGAGCAUAAUGUUCGCUAGUGAACUUUUCACAACUGAUUUUUUGUAGUAUUGCGCGUUUUAUACUCGAUUGGACUCCUGCGAGUAGUGUUGGGAAAAAAUCAAAAUUUCCCAUGCAGUUUCAGUGAGAAUCGAGUUGUCAAAAAAUCAAUACUGAACUUUUCUGCAGUGAGUUUUCUGAUCGAUGAUUUUUUUCUUCGUAAAAUCACUUGUGAAAAAUUUCAGUCGCGAUUAUCGAAAUUUUGAUUUUUUCCCAACACUACUUGCAGGAGUCCAAUCGAGUAUAACACGCGCAAUACUUAUCAUUUUAUUUCUAGUUCUAAUAAGGCCAAAAAAAUUUGUAUGUUUCAACUUCUGAAUUGUUUCGCAGUUUUAUUCAAAUUUGACUACUCGAUAAAAUAUAACUAUCGAAAUGUUUGAUUUUAUUGAAAAGCAUAAAACAUUCGCAAAAUGGAUCACAUUGUUUAAUAUGCUUCAAGAGCUCGUCAGCGUCAGUCGAGUAGAUGAUGAAAUACCCAUUAGGGAUAUUCCGAUUAUUUUACUUUCUACAUGUCAAUGAAAGUAAAUGGGAGUCUGCUAACCAAUUGUUGCGCCGCUGGUAGUAUCAAGCUAAUAUUUGAACAGCUCAUUAUUUUGCUACACACGCUCGAGUUCAAACGUCUGUAUCUAGCACCACACUCCAACACCCACUUCUGUUAUAUAGAAAGUUUUGAUUUUUAAUAGCCUAAGGCACUCAAUCACCGCUUAUUCUUACGUUCGCUAUACUUGUUGUGUUUGUUAAAGUAAUAUUUAAUUUGAUUAUUAUUCGAGGUCAUCAAUUGCUUUCUCAGCUGGUGUUUGUUUUGUAAAUCUAAGAAAAAUAAAAAAAAAGAAUACCGAAAUUUCAGACAGACACACUGUUUGAUAAAGUUUUAUUUAUCAAUGAACUCUAGAAUCAAUAGAUCUACUGUCUAACUGUUAAGCAGCGCUAAAAGAUAACAUUUGGGGUGAUUCGGUAAAAUAAUACAACACAAUGUUCGUUAUACUAUCCCCCUCGUUGAUUUUUUAUUUAAUGUCAAGGUUUCUUUUUAUUGAAAAUCAUCGAUGUUUUUGACAAACCCCUUCAUCUUGUUCCCAAUAACCAAUCAUCGUGUCCAACCUAAGGUUUUAAGGUUUUCCUAAAGAUAAAUGAAAUUUUUCUUUGUUGGUGAUGACGGUAGAAAUUAGUAGGCUCACUGUUGCAGCAGUAUGUUAUUUGUUACGAUAAAUAGAGUGAUGUUCAAAAUGAGAUCGACAUAAA